Acipenser ruthenus (sterlet) is the source of this 3718-nucleotide messenger RNA. Its product is annotated as glomulin-like. The coding region runs from base 488 to 2260 and encodes 590 amino acids. The record is from RefSeq and is a predicted model, not a curated record. The transcript has 19 exons. NCBI's taxonomy places the organism in Eukaryota, Metazoa, Chordata, Actinopteri, Acipenseriformes, Acipenseridae. Gene Ontology annotation, cellular component: cytoplasm. Gene Ontology annotation, molecular function: ubiquitin-protein transferase inhibitor activity.
CUACUGCUGUAAUUCUCUUCUCUUCGUGUUCACCCCCAGUGAUAUCAACAUAAUUAUACUGAAGUUGAGCAAUGAUUCUCGCUGAAUGCGUUUUACGUGCUUAUUUCUCACUCUGUUGGUUGUUUGUAAUAUGGUGUGUUUUCUUACUCUUUUUCUCAUUAUUUAUUAACAUUUUUUAAAAACAAAUAUUGCAGUAGUAUAACAAAACAAAAACCGCCCUUCUAGUUAGGGAAAAUAGCAUAGCAUAGCAUAUUUUAAGACAAAUCUGUAGAAAGUACGCAGCGCCUGUCAAGCAAAUCCUAUAAUACCAGUUUAUUAAGAGGUUUAGGAACAGCCGACAAUAAACUGACCUUUCUAGGAGCUGCUUUGUACAACUUAAUCUAGACUAAAAAAAAAAAACAAAACUAUAAUAUUACAAAACUGAAAAAAAACACACAAAAGCUCUACAGGUGUUAUGUCCACGGAAAGCUCUUGAAAGCGAGUAAAAAUGGCUUUACAUCAACUUCACGACGUGAUACGGAGAUGUCAAGCGAUUCCGGAUGAUGGCUUUAAAGCGGAAGACUACGACCAGUUCCAGAUGGCAGGCCGGUCCUGCCUGGAGGAAGGGAAGACAGCUGAGGUGCUGGACAUCGUAACCGAUGAGAAGAACAAGGAGAUUGUGAAGAGUAUGGGCUGGAACCUGCUGGGCCCGCUUGUGAAAAUUGUUCUAAAGAAGGAAGCAGAGAGUCUCCAGCAUUGCCUGACCACACUGAAACAUGUAUUAGAAGUUUGUAGUCCUAAAGAGCUUCUGGUGGGCCUACUUGAGCAGAUUGAAGAUGCUGAUGUGGAUAACAUAGCAGAAACCAUCAUACUGCUUUUGCAACCCCUACAGACAGCUCUUCUAAAACUGGGCAAGAAGAAGGCCUCUUCACUGGGCAUGUCUUUGUCAACAGUUCUGAAUCAGAUCUCCCAGCUCCCAGUACCAUACACCAAAGAACAAGAAGAGGAAGAUGUCUAUGGUCUUUGCCAGUGUUGCGCUGCCCUGAUUGAGUUUGUCAAGCCGUUCGUGGAUGAAGUUGAUCGAGGUCGAGAGACUAAGGCAAUCGUUGCCGAGAAUGAGCAAAGAAUUGAGCUGCUAAAAUUCUGUAUGAAGAGCUUGGGCAACCCUGUGCUCCAAUCACAGCUUGACAAGAUCCCUGAUUCUGCAGAGGACCCCCCUUUGAGACACUUUGCUGCCGAAAUCCUAGUAAUUCUGUCUUGCAUUGGGGAGUCCUUCCCUGCACUACUCCUUCAUCACCUAGUAAAAAAGAAGGCAGAGCCAGGCUUUCUUGAAGAAGAUGUGAAGUACCCCAUGGAGUCUCUGGCCUGUCUGUCCUAUUUGUUGUUUGUUCAGCACAUUGGCAUUGAAAGAUUCCCUACAGUCUUUAGCCCUGUGUUUAUUCUUCAGUUUAAUAUGCAGUACAUUGAAGUCCUGUUGAAAAGGUCAGAAGAAUCGAUGUUAUCCAAGGGUCUGGAAUUGUAUGAGAAAAGCCUGCAGAGGACAGAAGACAACAGCCUCCCGAUGCAGCUUUUGGAAGUGAAGUGCUUUCUUAGUGUGCCGCAGGACUUGGUGACAGUGAUGACGCUAUGUCCUAUACAGCAUUUGAGAACAGAGGCACUUGCGGUCUUUCAGCUCUACAUGGAUAAAUUUGACACGGAAGGAAAGCAUAAAUUGUUCGGGUGCCUUUUAAAGAUCAGUCAACAUGCAGGAGUACAAGGCUACAUUAUAACAAACAUCAAAAAUCAGAUAGAUUUUUCCUUGAAGCCAGGUAACAGUAAUGUUUGGUUCUCAGGACCACAGCUGCUUCCUCUUCUACAUCUCGUCCUGUCUCUGCCCGAAGGACCCGAAACAGACCUACUGCAGAACUUCGACAGGAUUAUGGGGUCACUGAACCUUCUGAGGUACUUAUUAAUUCGGGACAAAGAAUGGGAUAACCAUACUGGAAUAUGGACAGAACUCUAUAAGAUUGAAGAGAACUUCUUGAAACUGUUACACACUGGACUGAAGAUGUCAAAGGCACACUAUGAAGCAGAGAUCAAGAAGACGAAAGAAAACAACAGAAAAAGAGGACCGAAAGAAAGUAAGGCUGUCUGCACACUUACAGUAGGUGGUGAGAAGCUGUCUAAUGUGACUCCAGAGAUGCACCUUCAAGUUCUACAGUCAGCUAUGUUCACUUUUGAUUUAAUAGAAAGUGUCCUGGCCCGAAUAGAAGAGAUCAUCGAGGUGAAAGUAAAACCCUAACCAGAAGAAAAGUGGGUCAAGUGGCACAUUAGUGUCACGGCUUUUGUGUCUAGAUAUAUUGGUUGUUUAAAUAGUAUCAAAUCCUACACAAUUCUAUGGAUUAGAACAGUAAUAGAGUAUGUCUGGUUUUCUACAAUUCACAGCAUGUUAAGAAAAAAAAUAAGGAAUUUGCUCUGAUUUAGCAGCACUUAGCACUCCACUUUAUUUUCAUUUAAUGUCAGAUAUGAAAGAGCAAAGUGUUCUAAAUACAUUUAAACAUACUCUUAAUACUGUAGCUAUUGUUUUCAAUAAAACACACUGCAUUUCAAACUGUUGUCAAAAAGGUCUAAAUUCUUAAUAAAUGUAAAAUCAGCACAAUGUCGCACAGUACUGACAACUGGCAGUAAUACAAUUGUUUAUUUUUUUAUCACAAUGUUUGCUGUUUGAAAUGUUACAUUUGAUUUUAAACAAGGGAAAUAGAACUAUAUAUAUAUAUAUAUAUAUAUAUAUAUAUAUAUAUAUAUAUAUAUAUAUAUAUAUAUAAUUGUAUAUUCUGCAACCAAUGUAGCCCCUGCAAUCCUUAUGAAUCACUCUCGUCAAUUAUUGAUUUGUUUCAGAAGAUUUCAUUCAUAGCCUAACUGUAGGUUACGAAGCAUUUCCCAAGCAGAACUUCGCUCAAUGAUUUGAGCUUUUGCCAUUGUCAUUCGAUCCCGAACACUGUCUACAUGAGGUUUACUUGUUGCCUGCAAGAGAAUGGAAAUUAUAUUGAGACAUGUCAAUACAAAACAAUUACAAUUGAUGAAAGUUUCUUGUAGGGUAUAAAAAAUUUUGAAAAGAUUUAAAAAAGCUACCUCGCUCAACUUUGCAAUAGUCAGCAUGCUGUUUAUGAUCUCGGGAGUGUUGUGGACAGGUAUGAUACGAAGAUUACUUGUUAGAAAUCUGCAAAUAUAAAGUAUAGAUUAACUGUGGUGCAUUCCAAUAUUAGCCUUGACCGUGCUACCCUCCUAUCAAUCCUCCUAAAUGCUACAAAAACUAGAAAAGAGGGUUCAUGCCGGUCAACUUAGUACCUAAACUAUAUUUGUAUGAAUGGAUUGUCCCACACGUAAUAGUUAAGCAAAUAACAUCCCUUAUGUAUUUUCCUGUUGCAAGUAAACUUUGCUAGAGGGCUUAUAAAAGGUUGUGGGUAUCCAAAACUGUAAUCAUUAAAUUAAUAAUAAAAAGAUAGUAACCUCUGAAGAAUAUUCAUAUAUAGUCCUGAAAACAGUCCUUAAAGUUUUGUGAAAAUGAUUCAAGGAGUGUAAAAGCAGUCUAGCUCUGGUUUAGUUUGAUUUUGUCUCAAAUUGAAAUACAUACUGAAUAUAUAUAUAUAUAUAUAUAUAUGUGUGUGUGUUUAACAAAAACAUACCUCUGCUGAAUUCUGAAUAAUAUUCUGCAUUCUUUUGGUCCAUGAAGUGAAGCUAAUAAAAGAAGAAAACUGUU